GGUUCUGGCCUGGACUUUAAAAAGGCAGCAGCUUGGGAACAGAGCAGCACACACACUUGAAGCCGCACUCUCUCUCCGCCAACAUGGCCAGCAACAUGUCUUCUUCCUCCGUGCUCGAGUACAGCCUGCACUACCAGCAAUGGUUCUCCGACUCAGACGUCUCCGGAGUCUCCUCGCCGGAGACCCUCUCCCCGGACUCGUCGCCGUCGCCUCUUCUUCCGAAAGCCGCCAAGUCGGGAUAUACUUCCCGACUUGGCGUGGCCUUGCAGGGAAAGCCCAGGAGGGCGGUGAGGGUCCGUAGUAAGCAGCGUGAGAGCGCCAGUGAGAAAGAAAAGCUGAGGAUGAGGGACCUGACCAAGGCUCUGCACCACCUGAGGUCCUACCUGCCACCCUCGGUGGCCCCCUCGGGCCAGACCCUCACCAAGAUUGAGACCCUACGCCUCGCCAUCCGCUACAUCUCCUUCCUGUCGGCACAACUCGGCGAUACCUCCUCCUCCUCCUCUUCUUCCUCUUCAUCCUCCUCACCGUAUUACUACGCCAGCCCUCCGCAGGCCCCUCACGACAUGUACACACAGCAGUGUCAAGGCCAGGCUGCAGCGUUGCAUUCUGGGAACUGUAGUUUUCCUCACAUGUUGCCACCAGGAGGCUCCUCGUCCUCCUCCUCUCAGGUUGAGUACAACAACGAGUACUACUGGGUUUGACAACAUGGCUGCCACCGCCGUCAUCCAACAACGACUACUACUGCCUCACUCUGAAUGGACUAAUUUAUUUGAUUUUUUAAAAUAUUUUAUAUGUCUUUUGUAUUUAUGUGUAAAUAUGAUUAUGUGAAGCAUGCUAUUUUUGUAUGUUUUUUUAGGACACCACUAUUUAUAAUAAAUUUGUCAAAAUGA
Molecule: messenger RNA, 890 nt
Organism: Phyllopteryx taeniolatus (common seadragon)
Lineage: Eukaryota; Metazoa; Chordata; Actinopteri; Syngnathiformes; Syngnathidae
Product: mesoderm posterior protein 1-like
Exons: 2
Coding region: 84-701 (205 amino acids)
Biological process (GO): heart morphogenesis; regulation of transcription by RNA polymerase II; mesoderm formation
Cellular component (GO): nucleus
Molecular function (GO): protein dimerization activity; DNA-binding transcription factor activity, RNA polymerase II-specific; RNA polymerase II cis-regulatory region sequence-specific DNA binding
Source: RefSeq, a predicted model, not a curated record